Molecule: messenger RNA, 1551 nt
Organism: Cercocebus atys (sooty mangabey)
Lineage: Eukaryota; Metazoa; Chordata; Mammalia; Primates; Cercopithecidae
Gene: HAUS4
Product: HAUS augmin-like complex, subunit 4
Exons: 9
Coding region: 270-1247 (325 amino acids)
Biological process (GO): centrosome cycle; spindle assembly
Cellular component (GO): HAUS complex
Molecular function (GO): microtubule minus-end binding
Source: RefSeq, a predicted model, not a curated record
CGAGUGUGGCCCCGCCUCCACCUCCUUCGACGCAGCCUCUAGUGCACUUUCGGCUCCUUCCCUUUCCCCGGCCUUCCAGCUUGAUCUUUCCGGGCCUCACUUCCCCCAGCCCCUGCGCCGGGCCCGAACGAGAGGUUCCGGAGCCCCGCUGCGGGCGGAUUCUGGGGUGUAGACGCUGCUGACCAGCCCGCCCCAGCCGAGGUUCUCGGCACCGCCUUGAGAGCUUCAGCUGCCCCAGGGUGUGCAGAUUAGAAUCCCAAGAAAAUCAAAUGGCAUCUGGGGAUUUCUGCUCACCUGGAGAAGGGAUGGAAAUACUUCAACAAGUGUGCAGCAAACAACUUCCUCCUUGUAACCUGAGUAAAGAGGACUUGUUACAGAACCCAUACUUCAGCAAGCUUCUCCUGAAUCUCUCACAGCAUGUAGAUGAGAGUGGCUUAAGCCUCACCCUGGCAAAGAAGCAGGCUCAGGCAUGGAAGGAAGUUCGACUGCAUAAGACAACAUGGCUGAGGUCUGAGAUUUUACAUAGAGUCAUUCAAGAGUUGCUUGUGGACUACUAUGUGAAGAUGCAAGACACAAAUGUAACUUCUGAGGACAAAAAGGAUUUUGUGUGGAUGAGGGCUCGGCUACAGCAAGAAGUAGAGGAGCAGCUCAAAAAGAAAUGUUUCACUCUGCUCUGCUACUAUGAUCCCAAUUCAGUCCUCUGCCCCCUUUGCCCAGAUGCUGACAGUGAAACCGUGAAGGCAGCAAAGGUAUGGAAACUUGCAGAGGUCCUGGUGGGUGAGCAGCAGCAGUGCCAGGAUGCCAAGAGCCAACAGAAGGAGCAGAUGUUGCUGCUGGAGAAGAAGAGUGCUACUUACUCCCAGGUGCUUCUCCGCUGCCUCACUUUGCUGCAGAGGCUUCUUCAGGAACACCGGCUGAAGACUCAAUCCGAGCUAGACCGCAUCAAUGCCCAGUACCUGGAAGUCAAAUGCAGUGCUAUGAUCCUUAAGCUGAGGAUGGAGGAGCUAAAGAUUUUGUCCGACACUUACACUGUUGAGAAAGUGGAAGUUCAUCGUCUGAUUAGGGACCGUUUGGAGGGAGCCAUUCACCUACAGGAGCAGGACAUGGAGAAGUCAAGACAGGUCCUGAACUCCUAUGAGGUCCUUGGGGAAGAGUUUGACAGGCUGGUGAAAGAGUACACCGUACUCAAGCAGGCAACGGAGAACAAGCGGUGGGCUCUCCUGGAGUUCAACAAGGCCUAUCAUUGAGCUCUGGCAGGGCCAGGAAACGUGGCUUCUGCACAGCUGCUGCCUCCUAAUCUUCCUGCUAGUAGGACCACCUUCACCUGGGGCUGCCUUCACUACAAGGGAGUGUGGAAAUGCUUACGCUUACUUGAAACACUGCAGUCAUUUAGGCACCCUCGUGGUUUCCCUUUAUUUUUUAUAAUGAUUAGGCCUCUUCUGGAAAAUCUAGCAAGCAGAUUUAUAUAAUUUUUAUGCAUAGCUGUGUGUCAGUGUCAGCCCUGUAUUAUAUUUGAUUAUCUCCUGAAUAAAGUUAUGAUAUUAUAUCUUA